GGAGGGAUGAGAAGAGACUGGACAGCACUGGACCACACCGAGUUCAACAAAAAAGUUGCUCCUGGGAAGAAUUGACUGGGGGAUUCCUCGAGCUUCCAAGCCCAAAGCUUCUUUUUCAGAUGGAAUCCACUGUAAAGUUUAAGACUAGCACAUGAAAGCUUGAUGGGACCGUGGGAGGAUCUUGGACAACUUGGAUGCCUGAAAUCGAGCACACAGAAGACAUGUCUAAAGAGGCCGUGCUAGAAGGCUGUGCUGGAGGCUAAGCCCAUGCGCUUUCUUCCAGAUGUGGAUGGAUGUCGAUCUUUUAUGUAGGUCCUGGAAACACCUGCUCUAUUAUACAGAGCUCACCGGUACAAGGAGUCCUUGCUGGAAGACUUGCUGCGGCUGCGGAAUCAGCUGAUGGAGGUCCAAGCAGAGGCGUGCAACGUGAGGGAGAAGAUCCGCUGUGCCGAGCGUGACAGCGCCAAGAAGGACAAACUCCUGCAGGACCCGGCGCAGGGUGUGGACGGUGUGGAAGGGCGCCUGGAGGCGCCUGUGGAGGCCUGAACACCGGGUGGGCGUUCAGGUGUGACAGGGGUGUGACCGGGGUGGACGGGGGGAUGAUGUGCCUUGUAGUCUUUCAGUCUUUCUUCUGCCAUUCUGCAAGGCCUGAAAAAAAGAGCUCACUCUGAACCGUUGUAGUUUUUUUCUCCUAUGUCGUUGUAAGUAGCAAGGUGCCUUGGUGACCAUGGCAUGGUUUGGCAUGGCUUCUCCUAUGUCCGUGGGAUGCAUUUGGAGAUUGAAGUUGGAUGGAUUCUGAUUGCCGGAAUUUCUUCCUAUGAAGGAGCUGCUGUCCAAUGCGAAGGCCCCGAGCUGGCAAGCUGGCUGGCUUGGAGAGUGGACAAAAACAUAGGUGUUCCACGGAUGAAGCUUGCCAACACCACUUGGGUCUCACAUCAUUGUUCUAUUUUGGUGCAGCUCUUUGCAGCUCUGGAACCAGCCAUUUCGGGCGUCAGACGCCUCAGUCUCUGGGAGAAGGUGUCGGUCGGACAUCGACGCAGGGGGGCAGUGGCGUCUCCGGUGUGGUGUUGGAUCAGCUGCGGGAGGACCUUCAGGCGUUGCUGCGGGCGAAGCGGCAGGCCUAUGAGGCCCGACAGCAACUGGAUGAGAAGGAGUCCAAGAUUGCCAGUGUCCGGCAGGACUUGCGGGCCACGAAGCUCAGCGAGCUGGAAGAGGAUGUGCAGCGUGCCAAAGCUGAAGCCAAAGUGAAGGCCGCGGACCUGGAGGCUCAAGGCGAGAGCAACAGCUAUCUCGUGAAGUCGCAGACGUGCCAAAAGGAGGCCAAGGAUCUGUUUCAAGAGAUGGUCGAGACGCAGAACUCCGUGGCUGCGAUCCAUCAGCAGAUUGCGAAGCUGCAGGAUGAGCGUGUGCGCUUCGACCAGCUGGCGGAGGAGCAUCAACAGCAGGCGGAGAGCCUGAAGGAGAAACGCCUCGAGAUCGAAGAGCAGAAGGAACAGUGUGAAGAGCGCUUACUGGGCCUUGCCAAUGUGGAGGCCUUGCACAAGGAGAAGACAGAGGUCUCUGCCCGUGUGCGGAUGCGGCUCGCAGAGGUGAAGGAAGCUGUGCGUGCAGGGGAAGCUGUGAAGAAGACGCUUCCCGAUUGUCGCGUGGACGCGCGGCUGUUCCAGCCAGGUUUCCAGCCGGAGCAGGCAGAGAAGGGCUGGGCCUGGCGGCUCCUGGACGCUUUGCAGACGGAGACGCAGGCCGGAGCGAUGCCGACCACGCCGGUCGCACCGGCGGCCGCACCGACUCCGGCAGCGCCGGUGGCGGCGAAAGCGGAAGCGACCAGUGCACCGGUGGCGCAGGCGGUACAUGCGGAGCUUCCGGAGCUUCCGGAGGCGCCGCCCGCGCCGCCGGAGGCGCCGCCGGAAGAGUCUCCACAAAGCUCUCCGCAGUCGAGGCGGAGCUCGCCCCAGGCGCCCCCGCCCGAGGCGCCCCCCCAGAGCUCGGCGCCCUCGCCCCAUGCGCCGGCCUCGCCGCAGCGGAGGGGUGCGGCCUCGCCGGCCAAGAGCAGCGGCUCCUAUGGGGAUGAGGAGUUCGAUGAGGACUUCGAGGAGGAGUCCGAGGUGGAGGAAUGAGCGACGCUCCCAGGAACGACGCGAGUUCCGCGGCCCCUCCAAGGCAUUUGGGAGUGUUUUCGAAGAGGCGUGCGUACAGCAAAGUCUGUACCUGCAAGGGUCUUGAAUGGCCAUUCCUUGAGCUCUUGGAACGCAUAGAAUCCGUGUUUAGAACCCGUGUUGGUGAUUG
Durusdinium trenchii is the source of this 2286-nucleotide messenger RNA. NCBI's taxonomy places the organism in Eukaryota, Dinophyceae, Suessiales, Symbiodiniaceae. The record is from the annotation of a GenBank genome assembly.